CCAUUACCUAGGAAGUUAGGACGUUAGGUUCCGACGGAGCGAUGUACACACGUUCAACGAGUUAAUAAAUUUCUUUCGCGUAAUUAUUUUGUUUACACGCAUUUGUUUAAAGAAUAAAUAAUAAAUAAUCAAAAAUGGGCCGACUAGCAGAGGUAGCCGGUGAGCAAUCAUCUGAUCAAAACAAAACUUUCGUAUUCAUGGACGAAGGUUAUACUUUAGGAAACUCCUUAGUGUCUGUAAUCUUGCAAAACCCUGACGUGGAGUUUUGUGCUUGUUUCGUCAAUCAUCCAGCAGAGGGAAACAUAUACUUGAGGAUUCAAGCAAAGAAAGGAAAAGCAGUAGAUAUAUUAAGAAAAGGAUUGCAAGACUUCGAAAAGAUCUGUGAUCAUACCUUGGAUACAUUUAACAAUGCUUACGAUCAGUUUAAAAACUCUAAAGACAAAUUUGUAGAUAACGUAUAA
Molecule: messenger RNA, 461 nt
Organism: Colletes gigas
Lineage: Eukaryota; Metazoa; Arthropoda; Insecta; Hymenoptera; Colletidae
Gene: l(2)37Cg
Product: probable DNA-directed RNA polymerases I and III subunit RPAC2
Exons: 4
Coding region: 135-461 (108 amino acids)
Biological process (GO): DNA-templated transcription
Cellular component (GO): RNA polymerase I complex; RNA polymerase III complex
Molecular function (GO): DNA-directed RNA polymerase activity; protein dimerization activity
Source: RefSeq, a predicted model, not a curated record